Molecule: messenger RNA, 8330 nt
Organism: Apis cerana (Asiatic honeybee)
Lineage: Eukaryota; Metazoa; Arthropoda; Insecta; Hymenoptera; Apidae
Biological process (GO): chemical synaptic transmission
Cellular component (GO): dendritic spine; cytoplasm; plasma membrane
Molecular function (GO): protein binding
Source: RefSeq, a predicted model, not a curated record
UCGACGCUAGGAGUGGCGUAUAAGUAUGGGCGCCAUCUAUUCGUUCAGUAUCUGACUACCCUCUGAAGACUUCUGUACUCACGAUCGUAUUACUAGAUUAUUAGGAUAUUUCGUGUGACAAUUUAAUUUAGUGCAUCAUAUUAUAACAGAGUGACAAGUGUACGUUUUAGAACAAGUAUAAUAAGAAUGGACAGGAUAUUAAGAAAAAUGAAUAUGAUGUGGCGAUGACAAGUCUGAUCUUGGAAAACGCAGAUUUGAACCGACUUUUUCCGAAAUGUCGGCCUAGGGGUGGCCCACCCCCGAGUCCGGGGGCCUCUAUACAGAUUAGUCAGCCGCAUGAGAGCCUCUGUCAAAAAGAGGCCGUUUCUAUUACCACCAGCCUCACAAAUAUUUCCACAACGACAUUCACGAACACUCUUACGACUACUACCCUUGCAAUUACUUGCAAGAACACAUCUUCAAAGCAUUCACAUCCAAUAUUGGAAGACAUGAUUGACCUCGAGCGUGAUAUCUCCGAUAGGACAACGAGCAUGGUAUCUGGUUUUACAAGUGAAAGUCAACUAACUGUUGGUGUUAGUAGUAACACAAGCAAUGUUGGCGGUCCACUUGGAACAUUUAAUUCACUUGGUACAUUUAACACAAAACCACUUUCUUCAAGUUCCUCAUCUGCCUCUGGACAUAGUGAGGAUGCACAACAAUAUGGUAGUCUCCCAGGUAGUGAUCAUCAAAGUCAUUCUCAGCAGGAUGAUAGUGGGCCUGAGGAAAGCCCUGUAUACAUUUUAACUUCUGCUAAGGGUGAUCGCAGUUAUAAAUUAAGAGAUUCCAGAAUUAUAGAAAUUGCUGGUGGACGAGAAGUUUUUUCUCAAAGCCGAGGUAAAGUAGCUGCUAGAAAAUCACGAUUUCUUGCAGCAUCAAAUUCUUUAAAUAAUGAAGAUAUUCAAAUAGACAACAAGCUAUCAGUUAAAAGAAAUAAUAAAUCUCCAAAUACUCAAACUGUAUGGGAGUUAAGAAGCCGAUGUAGUGAUACAAGAAAACAGCGUUCUAAUAGAGAAGUUACAGAAACUGUAUUUUCUUCGGAAAUACAUUCGGUGCGACAUAAUCCAGCAAAAUCUAUUGAUUAUGAUUCCCCUAAAAGCAAUCACAGCAAUCAUAUUAUUAAUUAUGACUCAAUUUUGAAUAGCAAUAAUGUAGAAUAUGAUGUGUCAAAAAAUACAGAUUUAGAUUAUGGAUUGUCAAAAAGCUGCAUAGAUUAUCAAUCAAAUCAUACUACACCAGCAAGAAGCAUGGCUAUUGUUAGUGAUGGUGAAGUAGUUGUUUUUGAUGAUAUUGAUGAUAAUUGGCAAAAUUUGCCAUUAGAUUUAACUAAUAACACUAAUCAAGUUACAUCAACUAAUUUAAGUCUUGAGACUGAAGAAUCUCAAAAAGGUCGCAUUCCUCCAGAACCUUUAAGUUCUAGCAUUGAAAGUACUCCAAGUCCAACAACAGCGUAUCAUCGUAAUACUUCGGAAUUUUUUAAGGUGAUUCCAGCUAGUGAUUGUGAAGUAGAAUCACCAUCUUCAGAACGAAAUCAUAAAGUUACAAGAGUAAUUGGUGAAUUACCAAUAGCACAAUAUUCUGAAAGUCCAAGACGUUAUGGAAUACGUGAUACUCAACUUCCAUGUCUUCUGUCAUCGCCAUCUGUAUAUAUGACACCAAGACCUGGUUUUCCACAAAGAGUAUUACCAACAACACCAAAUCAUAAUGAGAAGGAACAUACUUCUGCAGAAAUCAUUGUAGAAAAGGCUGUGGUAGAAACAAAUAAGAAUUAUUCUGAUAAUCAUGCUGUAAAUGCUUCAUCUCCAAAAAUUGAAGAUGAAGAAGAAGAUUCUUUAAAACCAUCAAUUAUUUCAACAGAUAACAUAAGUAAUUUGGUAUCAUCUGGUGGUAGUACAUUUGAUUAUUUAUAUGAAUUCUCAGAAACUCGAAAAGUACUCGAAGAAUUUUUUAAAUGUCCACCACCAACAAAGGAAAAGGAAAAUAGUAUUGAAUCUUUUCCAUUUCAGGAUCUAGAUUACGAAUUACGAAGACAAGGAGGAAGCGCUUAUGUUGGUCAACGAUUGGCUACUGGUCCUCCAACAAUAGAAGAAGUUUUAGUACAUGAAUCUCCUAAAAAACAAAGAUCAGAUUUUCCCCAAAAUAUUGCUGAACAUGAAAAUAAUUUCUUAGACCUCUCAGUAGGCACUGGUAGUAGUGAAGAUCUCGGAGAAACAGAGGUUGGACUACAAGUUGGGCACUCUCGCAAUUUUACAUUGAGUCCUGAAACAACUGAUUGCGAUAGUAAUUGUGGAGAUCUUGAUAGUGAAGUUUCUUUAAUGAUGAUGGAUAAUGAGUUGAUACCAGCUAGUGGUCUUCUUGGAUCAGUGGGUGAUUUAGGAAAUAAUUCAGAUUCAUUGAGAAUAUAUGCUAGUAUGCCAGUUCUUGAAGAUGGCUUAUCUAGUGGACAUGCUAGUGAUACUGAUAAUAAUAAUCCAACUGUGAUGUUGAUGAAGCGGCAAAUUAAUGAAAUUGAAAAAGAAAUUAUUCAACGUAGUCGUGUCAAUGAUACUACUUAUUCAGUUACGACAGAAAAUGAUUCAGUUGGAAAAGAUCUUUCUAGCUUAACUGUUAGUAAAGAUAUUUUACAUUCUUUAAAAACUUCAUCACCUGAUUUAUUUGUUUCUAAAAAAGAAAAUUCAUAUGAUACAAAUGAGCUUCAGCUUGAUAGUUUGGAUCCUCUUGGCACGCCUCCACCACCAGCACCUCAGGCUAGACAAAGUGUUAAUUUGGAAAUAGGAGGUGAAGUUGAAGCUGCAAUUAAAGACAUUAGAAUGGCUUUACAGAGGACUAAAACUUUACCUGUGAAAUGUUCUACAGAAGAAAUAAUUGAAUCCAAUGUCAGUCCAAUUUGGAUACCAAGUCUAUCGGAUGGCAGACGGAGAAUUUGCGUAGAAAAUAAUAGUGAAGAAUCGGAAGUUCGUCGUACGACUGAAGAAGCAGAUAUAGAAAUUGAGGAAGGUCCAGAUGAAGAAGAAGCAGAUACUGAUUUGGAAACUGAUCGUUUACUUGGACAGCAAAGAACGGACGAUCAGGGUUUUUACGAUGAUAAGGGGUGGAGGAAGCCUAAAACUAGGACAAUGUUACCACCGAUGAGUGGAAAACUGUCAACUCCUAAGCAAACCCCCCCAAAAAGUCUAAGUGUCGUUCCAGUAGAGAGCUCACUAGUAUCUUCGGAACCGUUAGCUUCGACUUCCACUUGUGUAUCCACUUCCGCUUCUGCUUCUAUUUCACCUCCUCCUAUAGUUUCCGUUAUACAACCAACGCCUUCCGAUUGUGAUGUUACCACUUCCACACAAUCUGCGACAAGUCCACAGAAGACUACAGCCAAAAAUUCUCCCUCGUCCCCUCAGAGUCUCAAGGAAUCCAGCAACAAGGUGAAAAAGGAAAAAGAAGAAAAGAAGAAAAGCAGAAAUAAGGAAGGUAAUGAAAACUAUUUCUAUAUUUCUCUUCUCAACGAUUCUUCAGUCUUAAUUGAAGGAGUGUUGUUUCGAGCGCGAUACCUGGGAUCUACUCAACUUGUUUGUGAAGGAGAGCCUACCAAAUCUACACGUAUGUGCCAAGCAGAAGAAGCUGUAUCUAGGAUAAAGGCACCAGAUGGCGAAACACAACCAAGUACAGAAGUUGACUUAUUCAUCUCAACAGAAAAAAUAAUGGUUUUAAAUACGGAUUUGAAAGAAAUCAUGAUGGACCACGCGUUAAGAACAAUAUCAUAUAUAGCAGAUAUUGGCGAUGUAGUAGUCCUAAUGGCACGAAGACGCUUUGUACCUCACGAAAUGGAAGAAGCACCAAAAAUCAACAGAACUCCAAAAAUGAUUUGUCACGUGUUUGAAAGUGAAGAGGCUCGAUUCAUUGCACAAAGCAUUGGACAAGCAUUUCAAGUAGCAUACAUGGAGUUCCUUAAAGCGAAUGGAAUAGAAGAUCAUAGUUUUGUAAAAGAAAUGGAUUAUCAGGAGGUACUCAAUUCUCAAGAAAUCUUUGGUGAUGAACUACAAAUGUUUGCCAAAAAAGAAAUGCAAAAAGAGGUCGUAGUACCUAAGGCAAAAGGUGAAAUUUUAGGUGUGGUAAUUGUCGAAUCUGGAUGGGGUUCUAUGCUACCAACUGUUGUAAUUGCAAAUUUGGCACCAGCUGGUGCGGCUGCUCGUUGUGGACAAUUAAAUAUUGGUGAUCAGAUAAUAGCUAUAAAUGGUGUUUCGUUAGUUGGCUUGCCUCUCUCUACUUGUCAGACUUAUAUCAAGAACUCAAAGAAUCAGACAGUUGUCAAGUUAACUGUCGUUCCGUGCGCGCCAGUAGUUGAGGUCAAAAUCAAAAGACCUGAUACGAAAUAUCAGUUAGGAUUUAGUGUACAAAACGGAGUAAUAUGUAGUCUAUUGAGAGGUGGAAUCGCUGAAAGAGGAGGUGUUCGAGUGGGUCACAGAAUUAUCGAAAUCAACAAUCAAAGUGUCGUUGCUGUACCGCAUGAGAAAAUCGUCAAUCUUCUUGCCACAUCUGUUGGCGAGAUAUUAAUGAAGACGAUGCCCACGUCGAUGUUUAGGCUACUAACUGGCCAGGAAUCUCCAGUGUACAUAUAAUCGUUUGAUUUCCUGGCUGAUAUGCGUAGUGAACAGACAAUACAUCCGCCAUACACUACCAUAUUACUCACUAUUUUAUUCUCUGUACAGAUUUACUCUACGCAAAUUGCUUUGUGUUUCAAUUCUUGUGAAAUUUUAUUCGCAUAUUCUCACCAGCUCCUGCUUAGCAAAACAACAAACUUUACGUAAACACGUUGCGAUAAAUAUUAAUAUAUUGAAUAUUUACUGCAAAAAAAAAACAAAAUAUAUCUAUAUACAUAAUAUAUACAUAAACAUUUUAUUUAUGAAUGGGAUUCUCUAUGUCUGUUUUCUAUUUGAAAAUUAAAACGAUCAUUAAAAUAUUACAUUGAGAUGUUAAAAUUACAUUAUUGCAAUAUAAUAUUGAUAUUUCCCUUUAUCUAAUGCAUUUCUUUUCUUUCAUCUUAUAAAACAAUUACUUUAGUAUAUUAUAUUCAAAAAAUUAUUUUCAUCUUUUAUUUAAAUCUGUAAUCUAUAACAAAAGUUUAAUAUCGAUUGCAAAAAAUUCAAUAUUAAAUAACUUUUGAAAUAAAGAAAAAUAGAUAAAAUAAAUUCUAUUACAUAUUUAUACAAUAUACAUAUUUAUACAUUUAUUUAUUUUUCAUUUUAUGUAUUUGCUCUCAGAAAAAAUUUUUUUCUAUUUUAUAUAAUAUCAUCUUUUUAAUAUAUUUUUAUAAGAUGUUUAUUAAAAAAAUAAAAUCAUAAAAGAUGUUUAGUCACAAAUACAGAUGUAAAAACAAAAAAUUAAAUAUUUCAUAAUUACACUAUUAUUCACUAUUAUUUAUAUAUAAAUAUAUAUAAACAUAAUAAAUACAAAAGUAUAUUUUGCGUAAUCAGCAUUGAGAAUCGCAUUUCAUAUGAUAAAAAAAGCAAAAUAUACAGUGCACACGAUUAUAUAUAGCACAAAGCUCUUUACCAUCAUUUAGAGCAGGGCUGGAAUUCUCUGUACAUUACGUAGAUAACAACGGAGUAUAUUUCUCGAAGGCCUUUAUAUACUUUAUUGGUUUCAUAGAAAUCACAUCGUUUAUUUAAUCUUUUUUAUUCAUAAUUUUUUCUAAUUUUUAUUAAAAUUAAAAUCUAUUAUACAAUAUUUUAAAUGCGACAUUUCAUGAUAAAUAUUACGGUAGUUAUACGGAAGAGUACUCCAUAGUAUUUCUAUUAGUUCUAUUAGUUCUAUUAUUAACAUUUUUGUAUCUUGAAUAAUGAUAAUUUUUUUUUAAUAACUAUUUUUUUUCAAUAAAAAUAUAUCUUUCGCUUUUAUUAAUAAUAACUUUAAUUAAAACAUAUAAUUAUUAUUAAUAUUUAUAAAAAAAUAUGAAACUCAUUAUACAAAUAUUAAGAUGCAUUAUUAAAAAUGUAAUAUUUUAUUUUAUCAAAAUCAUUAUUACAUAAAGCAUUAGAACAUUAAUCACAUAAAAAAUAUUUGUUUUCUUAAUAUGUACUUUAAAUACACUUUGAUAAUUAUUAUAAGAUGAAAAGAUUUAAAAAAAUUUAAUAUUUUAAAAUAUUAAUUUUUUCUAAAUAUAUAUAUAUAUAAAUAAUUAGAGAAUUUCAGAAAAUUUUAUUUAUAAAUUCUAAAUUUAAGAAAUUUUGUUUAAUAAUUAAUAAUAAUUAUUGAAAUAAUUCCAUGGUUUAUAAAGCAACAUCUUUAUGUAAUAUACUGCGCACUUAUUUUUAUUAUUGGUAAAUGAUGAUACCUGAUACAUCAUCAGUUAUAAAGGAUUUAUAUAGUGCAACAUAUUUUUUCAUCAUUAAUAUAAGCGAGUACAAUCUCAUUAAUUGUACAUGCAUUUAUAAUUAUCACGAUUAAAAUUCUCUUAAACGAUUUAAAAAACUCUUUACUUAUGGAAUAUAAAUAUGAAUAUGAAUAAGAAAAGAAAGAAAUUUUAAUUUUUAAUCUAAUGUUGCGACUGAAUAAUUAUUAAAAUUUACGAAUUUAUAAACAAAAUAAUAUUAACAUGGAGAGGAGUUCUCUUCUAUGUAAAUACCGCGCGUCAUAGUAUAUUUCAUCUAUUUUUUGUUGAAAAUAUUUCAUAUUUUGUUUUAAACUAUUGAGAGAAACAAAAUAUGCAAUCUUAAAUUUUUUAAUGAAAAUUUGAUAAAAUUUCAAUGCCAAAGUACAUUAAAUAACGAAUCGCAUAAUAGCAUAAUUUUCUUGUCUUUUAUAAUUUAUCAGUAAUAAUUUUUUUUCAUUUUAAAUUUCAUUUUGAUUCAUAUUAAUUUUUUUGUACAUUUAUUUUCAUAAAAAUUUAAAUUUAAUAUUUGUAAAUGUAAACAGACAUUUGAAAUUGAAAACAAACUUAUAAUGCUUUGUUUUUAAUAUAAACAAAAAUGUGAAAAACUCAUGAUAGUUUUUUCUUUUUUUUUAUUUUUAUAAUUUAAAUAUCUCAAAUAUUUCUGAUAAGAAAAAGAAAUAAUUUUUAUUUUCUUUUUUAAUAUUAAUUAUAAUUUAUAAUAGUAAAUUUAUUUACUAUUAUUUUGCUACCAAAAUAAUUACAGUUAAAAAAUAAAGAUUCAUAUACACAUAUAGGUACUUUAAGGUUGAUAAAAACUAUAUUAUAACUAUAUAUAAAAACAUUUUUCAUAUAUUAUUAAAUGAAACAAUAACAACAAAUCCGCAUUAUUAUAAACAAUUAUCAUAAGAAUAAAAUUUUAUGUUAAUAAAACGAAACUUGGUAUAUUUUGAAUAAUAAUUUUAAAAAUAAAAAAUAUGAUUAUAAAAAUUUUAUAUUUUUUCAAUAAAUAUAAAUUACAUUAGAUAUAUAUAAAUUAAAUACGAAAUCAAUUUUUUUUUAAAAAAUCUUCCAAAAUCUUUAACAUUUUCCUUUUCCUUUUUUAUUUCUCUUGUAUUUAAUUUUUGAGAAAAUGAAAAAUUUUUUCAUUUUUUAUUUCAAUUUAAAACUUAUUUAAAUGGUUAUAUAAUUAUUUUAUAUAUGUAUUUUAAAAAAAAUAAAAAAAAAUACAUAUAUAUAUAUUUGAUAAAAUAACAAAACUUUAAAGUACCUAUUUUAAUUAUCUAUUAAAUUUUCUUUUUUAUAUUGCAAAAAUAUGAACAAAAAAAUUUUAAUACAUAAAGAAAAUGAGAAUGUGACAUAAUGAAAAAAAAAGUACAGAGAAAAAAAUGAGUAUAAGAGAAAAUAAUUCAAAUAAUUUUACUGCUUGUACCUUUAUUUAUAUUUUAUCCAAUCUGUUUUAUUAUAAUGUCAGAUAAUAUGUACAAUUAUGUACCUUAUAUUAAUUUUAUUUUGUCUGCAUUUAAUUAGUGCCAUUUACAAUGCCCUGGAAUUGAACAUUUUAUGUUAUUUUAUGAAGUAUAAGAAUGCGCGCAUACUUGUGUAACGGAUCCGAGUGGAAAAUAUCUUUCAUAUCUAAUAGAAAUUUUUUAUUUGAAUAUUACUUACAUAAUUGAUAAACAAUGUUUCAUUUUGAAAUUUGCAUUUAAUACAUUGUCGAGUGCACACAAAUAUACAGCACAUUUUUAAAAAUAGUUAUAAGAAUAUGCUGCAACCAAAGAAAUUAUUUCUCAACGCAUAAAAAUUUAAUGAAUUAAAUGAAAAUGCUUAUAUAUAGUACAAGAGUUUUGUGUCAAUUUGUUAAAAUUUAUUUAAAUUUAAGUAUAUGUCUAUUAAAAAAAUAUAACUCUAUUAAACAAUAUACUAAUAUAAAAAG